AUGCCAUCCUCAGAAUCGUUGCCAUACGAGAUCAUCUCGGAGAUACUCUCUCCACUUCUUACAGUGCCUGAUGAGCUCUUCGCGGACAUCCAUCCUCAUUCGCCGUUUGCGAGGUAUUCUCGGACGUCAACGUCAACCUAUCUUGUUGUGUGCAAAAAAUGGCUUCAUGCAGCCACACCUUUGCUCUAUAAUACAGUCGUACUACGCUCCAAGGCACAAGCCGAGGCUCUCGCUCGCAUAUUGUCGGUGCAUAACGAGUUCGGAAAGUUCAUCAAAAAGCUACGAGUUGAAGGAGCCUAUGGAGAUGCCAUGCUGUCGAUUCUCGGUAACGCGGCGAAUCUCACAGACCUCCUCGUUUCUCUCGAAAUCUGGUCAGACGCAUCUACGGCUGGUCUCUGUGAUGGUUUCUCUCUUAUAAAUCCGAAGCGCCUUAUCAUCCAGGAAGCAAACAGGCAACGAGACAACAAAAAAGUCGCUAAUGUCAUUAAGGCUCUGGAAUGGGCAAUAGAAAACUCGUGGAAUAAUUUAACGACGUUUUCCUCGCCAUACGCUUGGCCCCACGAAGAACGGGGGGUCAGAUUCCUUCAAUGCUUUGCCAAAGCCGGACGGCUACACACCAUCGUGGCGAGAUAUGAAAAUUCACUAGAGUGGAUAUAUCCCAUUAUCAAGUCGUGUCCGCUUCAGAAAGUCGGGUAUCUGAAGCAAGGACCACAGAAAUGGGCUCAGCGUAAUCCUACUCUCCGAAAACUUAUAGCGAAUUAUGGAAGAUCGCAUUUGCAGCAGCCCUCCCAUGCAGUUAUCAUUGAUGUCGACGGCCUCAAACCUGUUCCUUUCCAUACUCCCAUGGCAAAUGCGCCCCGAGAGAUACGGGAUCUUAUUUGGUCACGCAUUCUCAAGUUUGCGAUCAUGCUCAAACAGUCGAAGACCUCGGUGCGAUACUUGGGUGGGGCUUGCUGCCUUCUACUCGUUUGCAAGAUGUUCUUGAGAUUAGGCCGUCCAAUAUACUACAAAAAUCUAUCUUUCGUUAUGACCACAUCAAAACUCUACAUGUUCGAAAAGUUUCUCGCGGAGUCGCCGCUUGCAACUCGCAUUGAAAGCAUAUCCAGUCCAUCGUAUCGCUGGGAGGCGUCGGCAGGCAUGCCUUGGGGGAUCUUUGAAAAGUUUCUGAGGCGAUCUGGCCUGUCUCUUCAAUACUGCAGUCUGUCGGUUACAAACACCGUAGCCGGCGUUCACAAUGCACGAGAAAUGUUUUCGAUGCUGCCAAACCUUCAACACCUCCAAUGGAACUGCGGAGCUCGAUUCGAAGCUAACAAUGACGAAGAUGGAGGAGAGUUGCCAAAGCUAACGGAGUUGCAUAUCAAAACAGCCCAUCCAACAUUCAUUGACGGUCUGACUGUCACACGGCUUCCAUCACUCCACAAGCUCGUGAUUGCGAUGGCAAAGAAUGUCGGCUACGUCCCAUUUCUCACUACUCAUGGCUCGUCCUUGAGGUCCUUGCACCUCUCGCUAGAAUUAAUCGAUGAGAUAUUCAUUUCCGGCUCAAAACACGAAGCAAUACCAGCACUUUGUCCCUGUGUGACUGAAUUAUCCAUCAUAUGGCCCAUGGGCUCGGCAGGACCGCCACCGCGUGCUGCAUUUAUUCCCGUCAUCGCUGAAGACCUACGACGCAGCACUCGAAAAACACCGGUAGCAUUACCGGCCGUCAAUAUCAAUCCGCGCCGCACAUUCGCUGGAGUCACUCAACUCUUGUUUCAGACACCAUAUGGGUUCACAAAAUCUUAUUACUGUGUUCGUCAUUGGGAGCGUUAUUUGCUCAACUUCGACACUACGCAUUGUCCUACCUUGAAGCAAAUCUGUUUGUCCACUUUGAGUUGGCCUACCAAUGAGCGCGAAAUUCAGCAAAGCACCCUUGUUCGCGCCGCGGAGAAGCUGUUGGGGCGUGGAAUCGAUGUUCUUGGAACUAACAAGGGACACUUUCCACUCAGUAAAGGUUCAGAGGCAACAUCAAGGGCAAUAGAGGGCAAUCUGCAUGUGCAAGCUAAAUGCCGCGAAUCCGCCAAGACCACAUGGCUUCACCGACAGUAUAAAACGGCGCUCCGACCAUCUGCUCUUGUCUUCAUUUCCCUUUUCUUCCCCAUCGUUGCUUUGCCUUUUUCUUCUUCUCCCACCAACCUUUUUACAAUGCUGGCAUUCCGCACCUUUGUCCCCGCCGCUUUCCUGCUCCUCGCAAGCGGAGCUCUGGCUGCCGACUCGAGCAGUGAUGCAACUCUCUGUCUCUUGGGUUGCUCGACGACUGCUGCCAGCGCCACUGGAUGCGCAUUUGAUGACCAGAAAUGCAUUUGUGCCUCGCCCGUCUAUGCCACGAAUCUGACCUCAUGCGCCACUACGACCUGCAAAGUAUCCAAGAGCGAUGUCACCGGGCUGAUUGCCUCAGGCUGCGGUGCCGCAACCCAAUCUGCUCCCGCCCCUGGCGCUAGUGGCAGCAGCACCUCCCAAACCAACUCCCAGUCCAACAAGCAGAAUGCCGCCUCACCCAACUACGGAAGCGUUGGUGUCGCCGCUGUUUCGACUUUCGCGCUUGUCCUUGCUGGUUUGGCUCUUUGA
Molecule: messenger RNA, 2604 nt
Organism: Mycena indigotica
Lineage: Eukaryota; Fungi; Basidiomycota; Agaricomycetes; Agaricales; Mycenaceae
Exons: 12
Coding region: 1-2604 (867 amino acids)
Source: RefSeq, a predicted model, not a curated record